GGCGGCGCGGUGAUUGGCUGCAGGGGGUUGAAUGUAAGAUGGCGCCCAGGGAGCUGUGAGGGGAAAAGACUCGGGGCCGAGGCGGCGGCGGCGACAGGGCCGGGAACGUUACAAGUCUAAGAGCUCAGGACAAGAGCAGCAGAAAUACAUGCAACAUGGUGACUGGAACCCUGAGGACCUUGCAAUAUGAAUAAUUCUCUGGAGAAUACCAUUUCCUUUGAAGAAUACAUCCGUGUGAAGGCGCGAACGAUCCCCCAGCACAGGAUGAAGGAGUUUCUAGACUCCCUUGCUUCCAAGGGGCCAGAAGCUCUCCAGGAGUUUCAGCAGACAGCCACCACCACAAUGGUGUAUCAGCAGGGUGGCAACUGCAUUUACACGGACAGCACAGAGGUGGCUGGGUCUUUGCUUGAACUUGCUUGUCCUGUGACAACCAGUAUCCAACAACAAACUCAGCCUGAGCAGCAGAUACAGGUUCAGCAACCCCAGCAAGUCCAGGUUCAGGUCCAGGUCCAGCAGUCACCACAGCAGGUCUCCGCCCAGCAACUCUCUCCGCAGCUCUCUGUCCACCAGGCUUCCGAGCAGCCAAUACAGGUCCAGGUGCAGAUCCAGGGCCAGGCACAGCAGCAGGCAUCCCAGACAAUACAGAGUCAGUCUCUUCAGAGCCCCAGCCCAUCGCAGCUGCAGGCAGCUCAGAUCCAAGUGCAGCAUGUGCAGACUGCCCAGCAGAUCCAGGCUGCAGAGCUACAGGAGGAACACAUACAGCACCAGCAGAUCCAGGCCCAGCUUGUGGCAGGACAGGCCAUUACUGGUGGCCAGCAGAUCCAGAUCCAGACAGUCGGAGCACUGUCACCUCCACCUUCUCAACAAGGGUCCCCACGAGAGGGAGAGAGGCGGAUCAGCUCUGCCAGUGUCCUUCAGCCAGUGAAGAAACGUAAAGUGGAUAUGCCUAUUACUGUAUCGUAUGCUAUUUCAGGGCAGCCAGUUGCCACAGUGCUGGCCAUUCCUCAGGGCCAGCAGCAAAGUUAUGUCUCUUUAAGGCCAGACUUGUUAACAGUGGACAGUGCCCACCUGUACAGUGCCACUGGGACCAUUACUAGCCCCACUGGAGAGACGUGGACCAUCCCUGUUUACUCCGCUCAACCACGUGGUGACCUUCAGCAGCAAAACAUAACCCACAUUGCCAUCCCUCAGGAGGCCUACAAUGCCGUCCAUGUUAGUGGCUCACCCACAACACUGGCUACAGUGAAGCUGGAAGAUGACAAGGAUAAGAUGGUGGGAAGUACUUCAGUAGUGAAGAACUCUCAUGAGGAAGUGGUGCAGACUCUUGCUAAUUCGAUCUUUCCAGCACAGUUCAUGAAUGGCAACAUCCACAUUCCAGUGGCAGUGCAGGCUGUGGCAGGGACAUACCAGAAUACAGCACAAACAGUGCACAUAUGGGACCCACAGCAACAACAGCAGCAGCCCACACCCCAAGAGCAGGGGCAGCAGCAGCAGCUACAAGUCACUUGCUCAGCUCAAACUGUUCAGGUUGCUGAAGUUGAACAGCAGCCACAGCCGCAGACUUCACCUGAACUUCUGCUUCCAAACUCUCUGAAGCCAGAAGAAGGUCUUGAAGUAUGGAAAAGCUGGGCACAGACCAAGAAUGCAGAGCUGGAAAAAGAAGCCCAAAAUAGACUAGCACCUAUUGGAAGGCGUCAGCUGCUGAGGUUCCAGGAAGAUCUCAUAUCUUCAGCUGUGGCUGAGCUGAAUUAUGGUCUGUGCUUAAUGACACGAGAAGCUCGGAAUGGUGAUGGUGAACCCUAUGAUCCAGAUGUGCUCUACUAUAUCUUCCUGUGUAUUCAGAAGUAUCUCUUUGAAAAUGGCCGAGUUGAUGACAUCUUCUCAGAUCUCUACUAUAUUCGGUUCACUGAAUGGCUGCAUGAAGUUCUUAAGGACAUACAGCCCCGUGUUUCACCUCUUGGUUACAUCCUCUCCAGUCAUGUAACAGAAGAGAUGCUGUGGGAGUGUAAGCAGCUUGGAGCUCACUCCCCUUCCACCUUGCUCACUACAUUGAUGUUUUUUAAUACAAAAUACUUCCUGUUGAAAACAGUAGACCAGCACAUGAAGCUGGCCUUCUCCAAGGUGCUGAGGCAGACCAAGAAGAACCCUUCUAAUCCCAAGGACAAAAGCACGAGUAUCCGCUAUAUGAAGGCUCCAGGCAUGCACCAGACAGGACAGAAAGUUACAGAUGACAUGUAUGCAGAGCAGACCGAGAAUCCAGAGAACCCCCUGAGGUGUCCGAUAAAGCUGUAUGACUUCUACCUCUUCAAAUGCCCCCAGAGUGUGAAAGGCCGGAAUGACACAUUUUACUUGACACCGGAGCCAGUGGUGGCCCCCAACAGCCCUAUCUGGUAUUCCAUCCAGCCGAUCAGCAGAGAGCAGAUGGAGCAGAUGCUCACCCGGAUCCUGGUGAUACGAGAGAUUCAGGAAGCUCUUGCCGUGGCUAAUGCCAGCACCAUGCACUAAGAAAACAUGAACUACAGGAUUGGCCUGGUUGGCUGGGGCCUCUGUCUCCUUGGAGUACGUGCAGCCUAGAGGGCACAGAAUGAUGGAUGGACCUGCUCAGCCAGUGGAGGAGAGGCAGGCAUCUUCUUUUCUUGUGCUUGGACGUUAAUUUGCUGUUAUCUUGGAAGAAAGAGGAGAGAGUGAACUGCAAUUAUGAUUUAUACAAAAAAAAAAAAAAAAACAAACCAACAAUUUCUAUUCAGACCUUUAAGUGACAUUUUUAGAUGUUAAAAGUACAAACUUUACCACACUCUUCUUUUUUGGCCUAACAUUGAGGCCUUAAACCUUGAGGCUUCUGUGCCUGAUGAAUUCUUGUAACAUACACUUGUGUAUCAUAUAAAGAUACCACCCUGUUUCUCUUAUGUAUUCUUACUCUAGUUGUUUAUUAAGAAUGACGAGCACGUCUUUUCAACAUGCCAUUGAACAAUGUGUCUUUAUUUGGGGAAGAGUGAGCUGUGAGGGUGGGGGGGGUCAUAUACAAAGAUGAGUAUGCAAACUGGUUGUUUUCAUCCCUGUUCAUGCUUUCCAGCUCAACUCUGCUGGAUUUCUUUCACCCCUACAACUUAGAAAGGUAGAAGGGCAUACAUUUCUGUUGAAGGACCUGAAUGUUUGCUUGCUGAUGGAAGCUCAGUGCCAGGCUAGGAACAUGGGAUCUGUGAGAUCAGAUCAGACUGUCCUAAUGUUCUGUGGCUUUAACACGAGGCAAAUCCCCCUCUCUCCACCUUUUCAAAUGCAUCACAACAACAGCAUGAUGGAGGGAUAGUGGAGGGAAAAGGCCUUCCAGGAGCAGCAUAUGGCUUACUCCUGCUGUUUAACAGCCUUUUCACAGUUUUUAACACAGCUGUAUAGCUUUUGGCAUCGUUCAUGACCAUAAUCCCCAGCCCUGUAGCCUUGCCUUGCUGUGUCUUAAAUGGUUGCUGUAUUUUAUAUCAUUAACAAAUAGUCUGCUCUUUUGAAGCCAGCAGGUAGCCAACUUUGCUUGAAAUGGGAGAUCACUUGCCAGGCUUGUUACUUGUGCCACCGGCUUCUUGGAUGCAGAGAAAUUACUCUGCUUCUUGAACUUGUCUUCCCUGCUUCUCCACCUCAUGUCCCUUCCCUGUUCCAAAAUAACAGAUAAAUAUUUAAUUAUAUAUUACAGUAAAAGAACAUAAACUUGUGUACAGGCAAGCAACUUUCCUGAAGCCUCUGUUGUCCAGCACCUAUCUGUAUUGAGAAGGAAGGUCUGCCCUCUCUGUUGGUUGUGCAGAGUGUAAAUUGAUGAGAGUAGCCAAUGUUCCCUGUCUUUGUGCUUGUGAGCAGUGUUGAGGUGUGCAGCUUAGAGAGACUUCCCAAGCCUCUGAUGAUUCAUAUUGAUGUUGCUGUUCCUGAGGAAGCAGGUGUGCUUGACUUUGCUGUCAGUAUGAGCAGUUUGUUCCCUCUGCAGGACUCUGUACUCAAAAUUGUGUGCAGAGAGGUGAAGUAGCAAUGCACAGUUGCUUUGUUUUAGACUCUUAGCUCAGUGUCUGCCCUCAGAACUAGGCCAGAGGAAAACAGCCUGGGAUCAGUGCCCAGAUCACAGUGGGUAAGCAGGGAAGAUGGUACCUAGGGUGGGUGUAGGGCUGGCAGCAGGUACUGUUACCUCAGUUUGUCUGCUGGGAGCCAGCAGUUGCCGCCUUGUUAGGGUGACUCUUGGGAUCACCAGUACUGCUUCAGCUGUCAGAAGCCUCUAAUCCUUUCACCAUAUCUUAGUGACUGACAUGUACAUCUUUGGCCCUUUUUUAAGUCUUUGAGGGCAUGGUUGGGUCAGGCUCCUAUUAUUCCAAGCAGUUGCAUGUGCAACAUACACAGGGUGUGCCCAAGAGGCAUGCACAGAGUGGCUUUCCCUUUCUUUUGGGCAGUUUGUCCCAUCAUCAGAGCAGAGUUGGAAGGCCUGCUGCCUUGGCUGUCUUCAUCAGAAAUAGAGUGGAUAUUAAACAAUCUGGCAGAUACACACUGUACCAGUUGUUUUACUGGGCAGCCUUGAGAGCCACCUCUUAACACUUAAAAUUGAUAGAAACUGCAGUAGUUGACAGAACUUUAGGGCAGUUGCAGGUUGGAAACAAAGAGGAGCUUCAGCUGAGCUUUCUGGGGGAACAAAAUUCCAUGUUACCUUAAAAUUCUAGAUUGUGCACUCUCCUUACUACUAACUGCAAGAUGAUCUCAAGUCUUUUUAGGGGGAAGAGUUCUCCUUGGAGGAUACUGGUUAAGAACAGAGAAGCUAGGCACAUGAUGAGCUGUGGAGAUCUCCUGAUGUUUGGUUUUGUUCUGAUGGACUGGAGUGUUUCCAUUCCUUUCUCAUUGUCCGCAUGUACAUAGGAGAGGAUCUGCUGAUGCAGAAGUGGACUGCUGCACUGUUCUGUACUGUCUCAUCAGAAUGUCCACUGUGUUAACUUCAUUCCCUAUUUUUAGAGACAAUCGAUAUACUGUGACUUAAGGAUUAUUUUCUUGGAUCUGGCUUCUAGUCUGUCUCUCUGGAGCUAGUUUAAAAGGUACAGUAUUUCUAGAAUAUAAAUACUAUGUUCUUUGAUAGUGAAGAACAUGAUCUGCUCCCUUGUAGGGGCUCAUAGGAAGACAUGCACAGAGUAGCACAGAAGAGUGCCGUGGCUUAGAGUUGCUAUCCACAUUCUGGGAAAUGUUCCCAGUUGAACAUGUAAAAUUGCUUUUUAACACUUUCCUAUAACCAGCUUGACUGCUGCUUAAAGGGCAUUCCCCCUUGGCUCUGAGAGUGCCAAACUGCUUGUACUGCUCUUGUAUACGUGUAUAUAUUGACAGGAACUCUCCGUGCCCUAUGCCUUGUAUGAGACAGGCUGAAAAUGCAUCGAUCUCUAAAUAAAUAGAGCUGAGAAGUCAAGAUAGAGACUGUGUGUUGUUGAUUUUGAACUGUGCUCAUCUUGUCACUGUGGUAUGAAAGGAACCGUAGAAAGCAGAGACUGACUGUUGUAAAGCACCUCACAUUCUGACAUGAGACUCAUAUAUUGUCCAAGCUCUUGACAUUUAACAGUGUUGCUUUCUUUAGGAAACUUGUAGCCUCUUACACAUGUGUCCACAGCACCAUUAGAUUUUCAUUUGCUUUCAAGAGGUCAAGCAUUUGCUCUUAAGUGGUAACAGCUGAAGCAGCAGAGAGCAGACUAUAGGGUGGAUCUUCACUCCUGUCUAGAGCAGUGUAUAAAGGGAAUGGCCUCAGAACUUCAUAGGGCUCUCAUCUGUUGGCUGCCUCACCCCUAGACGUCUGGACUUCAGAGGGGUCACAAGGUCUGAAGUAGUUCCUGAACUCUUCAGCCUUGGGCAAUACAAAAAGACUUAAUCUGAUCUCUAAAUAAGAAUCCUCUUCUGCACUGUUGCUGCUAGGGCAGAAAUUGUCUUGUUCUCAGCAUCAGGGCUACUGUCUGCCUUGGCAUACAUAGAAGGGAUGAGGCCUCGAAUCCUCCUAUGCUGUGAUAAGAGCAGAUCCAGAUGGUAGAAAAGAGCACCCUGAGUGUACAGGGGGUGGAGGACUGCUGGCACUGUAGUUGCUCAUCCUCUUGCUGGACUGAAUGCUGCUGGACACUGGCUGUGCAGCUGUCCAGCCAAACCACAUUCUUAUGCGAGUUUAAUACUGCUUGGACUCCUAAAUCACUGUUAAAGUGGGAUAUCAACUGUCUUCCACCCUAUAUGGGGCUUUUCUCCCCAUCUUAUUGCUGGAGCUGUUCUCUCAAACAUUACAGGGAAUGCACCUUAUCCAGAUGAUUCCGCCUCUUCUAUUUCGUUGGUGCCAAUGCUUAGGAAAGAGCCCUUCUCCGCUUAUACCUCUUCCUACCUUAAGGAACAUCUCAAUUCUUCCAGAAGUCUUGCUGACAUGCUGCUCCCAAAUCUCUGAAGUGAUUGCUGUGUCCCUACUUGCUGGUUUCCUUUGCUGCGUGGCUGAAGCUCUACUCUUAGCACUGCAGUCACAUUCCCUGUAACCUUGUGCAUGGCAGACGUGUUUGCCUGCUUCUCCUUUCUCUUUGGAGCUCAUCAGAACAGGAAGGCAGAUUAAACCCACUUACAGCAGCAAUAAACCAUGUCUAGAACUUGAGGGAACUGCAGGAGAGAAUGAAGUGGAGGGGAUGUCUCAAAAAGGCAGGGUCCAGUUGCAGCCCAAAACCUCGCUUGAUAAUGAGUGUGUAGCCUAUAUGCAAAAUACAUCUUGUCUGUCCCUCCUGUGUUGACCCAGGUCUAAACAGCACAUGUGAUUGGCAUCCUGCAAAGUGACCUUCAGAACUCUCCAGUAGCUUUGCCCCGUGAGUAACUCACACUACAAAUCAUUUUAAAGAGAUGCACUCAACUAUUUUUUUAAUUUAAUUUUACUCUUAUAUUCUCUGCUCUUUGUAAUCUGCUUGGAAAUAAAAUGUUUUUCCCUGCA
Molecule: messenger RNA, 6943 nt
Organism: Oenanthe melanoleuca
Lineage: Eukaryota; Metazoa; Chordata; Aves; Passeriformes; Muscicapidae
Gene: QRICH1
Product: glutamine rich 1
Exons: 12
Coding region: 187-2505 (772 amino acids)
Source: RefSeq, a predicted model, not a curated record